Messenger RNA from Seminavis robusta, 1116 nucleotides. NCBI's taxonomy places the organism in Eukaryota, Bacillariophyta, Bacillariophyceae, Naviculales, Naviculaceae. The record is from the annotation of a GenBank genome assembly.
AUGGACCUGUUGAAGCGAGAACUGGAACGAAAGAAGAAGACGGUUGAAAAGGCAAAGGCCACUUCAGGUGGAAGGCGAUUCUUCAGAGCUGGUGAUCUACGUCGCCAGGAGGAGGAAGAAGAAGAGGAAAAGCAGGCGAAAUACGCCGCGAGUCGAAAGAAGCGAAAAUUGGGUUCCGACCAAGACGAUGAUGACCACACGACAACGGCUGCUUUAGGGAGCAAAAAGAAAAAAGACAAAGGUUCCCAGAAAGCUAAAGAAUCGGAAACGCAAGAAAAAGAAAGCAGUGUCAGCAAGAAAUCUCAGUCCGAGAGCAACGAAGCGGUGAGAUUAUCAUCCGAUGAAAUAACCAAGAAGCUACGAGCGUUUGGGCUUCCCAUCAAGUUAUUCGGAGAGAGCCUUGAGGAUCGUGUGAAACGUUUGCGAAAGGCACUCGAUGAGCAACGAAAAGCUCAAGCUGGCGAUGCGGAAAUGGAUGAAUUUCGCCUUGGGAGAGGUCAUGGGAUCCGUAAUACAUUUUUGGGGAAGGAUAAAGAUGAUACUACUGGAGCCGGUGAGCAAGCUCACGUUGAGGAAACCGAUGCGGCAAAAGACGACAAAGAAACCGAAACCAAAGAUGAUGACGACGACUUGGGUGACGACUCCGACCCACACAAGAGAGUGUACAAAUAUUUCAAGGGCCUUCUGAAGGGGUGGGAAGACGACCUUGUUGCUCGGCCGGACUCCGUCAAACGAAGUGUAGCAGGACGAAAUGAAACCAAAACCCUGAAGCAAUGCAAAGACUAUAUUCGACCCAUGUUCAAGUUGCUCAAGAGCCGCCGAAUGGAUGAAAGCAUCUUGACAAAAUUGAAUCGAAUUGUUUCAUUUUGUCUGGAGGAGGAAUUCGUCAAAGCCCAUGAUACCUACAUUGAUAUUUCUAUUGGGAGGGCUGCUUGGCCCAUUGGCGUUACCAUGGUAGGGAUCCACGCCCGUACUGGUCGAGCUAAAAUCGAGAGUUCCAAUGUUGCUCACGUCAUGAAUAGUGAGCUGCAGCGCAAAUACCUCACUUCAGUCAAGCGAUUGAUGACCUAUGCGCAAAAGAAAUCUGCUGCAGACCCCUCCAAAAAGGUACUGUAG